Aspergillus melleus is the source of this 1017-nucleotide messenger RNA. RefSeq lists its product as uncharacterized. The transcript is spliced from 2 exons. The record is from RefSeq and is a predicted model, not a curated record. Bases 1 to 1017 code for a protein of 338 amino acids. NCBI's taxonomy places the organism in Eukaryota, Fungi, Ascomycota, Eurotiomycetes, Eurotiales, Aspergillaceae.
AUGCCAAAACUGGUCCCUUCGGCGGUGUCUACACGCCCCAUUCGCACAUGUCUUCAUCCUCCCCGUCCAGUCAAUUCCCGCAAACACUUCUCGUCGCUUUUCCGGCCGUUAGCGCAAACCCGGCAACAGGGUCUAUUUCCCCCCGAACCCUGGCAGCAAAGUCCCACGAGCUCGCCGACGCUGUUCUCUCAAACGGGACUCAAUCAAUCCCUGCCUAAUGAACAAGGCAAAGACUCCAACGGCGGUGAUCAAAAGCCCCCGGAUGAGCGGGUUCUCAAGCUCGGGAAAACCCUCCGCAUUCUCUCCCCGCUCUUACCAACCCUCCUCGUGAACCCGUUGCCAUCGUCCAUCCUCUCGCCCAGCGUCACCCUCCACCUCUUCCCCUCGACACACCCACACUUACCCACAGUCAAGGGGCGAACGCUGUACCGCGCAGCGCUAUGGACCGUCCCUGUAGCAUGGAGCAGCCUGCCCUUAGUCGGCAACGUCAAGCUCCAGAUCCUCAGCGAGCGCAUGGUCCGCGCCGGAACGGUGCUGGACCCCGAGCGAUGCGGACAUAGUGACGGUGGCGACGAGCGGCUCGUCGUGCGAUGGCGCACCGAGCCCCGGCGCGACGACCACCCACAGCUCCCGAGCUUUGUGGGAACGACUCGAAGUGGCGGCGAACAGCCCGGGCCCAGCCACGCAUCGGCGUCGAAGAACGGCAUCAACAAAGGUCUGAGCGUGCUGUUGGGCGGCGAUGCGCCGAUCUUCAAGCUCGCCAAGGAAGAGCAGUUCACGGGCCUGUUCAUAUUCUCGUUCGACGAGGAGGGCCGCGUGCUGUCGCAUACGAUCGAGCAUGCCGAUAACGCCACCGGUUGGGAGCGCACCGCUAAGUUCGUCACUUUGACGGAUUGGUUGAUCGGAAAGGCGAGAGGGUCGUUGGAUCCCCCUGCUGAGCCGGGCCUGGCUAUCCAGGGUUGCCAGCAGUUCGAGAGUUCUGACGCGAGGGACAGUUCUCGAUCCUCUCGUCGGUGA